GUUGCUUCCGCGCGCAAUGACUUUCAAAGUGCUCAAGCUAGCAAGCCAAAGAAGAACACAUUGGUAGGGAAACCUGGGUGGGUAGCUAACCGUUAGCUAGCUAGUCCAAGCAGAAAUUCGACUUGAGGACUGGGAAGUGUCAAAUAAACUGAACCCUGCCGGUUAGCUUGAUUUCGAUAUACGAUUAUGAAAUAACGUUGACUUUUGGCGACACAAGUGAAUCCAUAUUGGAGGUGAGUGAUUUAGCUAGCUAGCGAUGCACUUGACUUGUUUUAGCGCUAGCGGCUGAUGAUGGCUAGCUAUCUAUCGUUAAAUAGCAAACGUUAAUUAGCCAAGCAAGUUAGCUAGUUAGUCUGACCACAGAUGGCUAGCUAGCUAGGAGUCUUUGUUUUGACAGUUCUGACAACUAACGUUAGCUACCUAAAGACAACUAGUUAGCUAGCUAACAUAUAACUAAGACAAUGGGAACGUUAUAGCGCGCUUGCUAGCUAGCUAAAGUAGUUAACUGUUAGCUAGCUGCGAAUCUUCGUGUUGGGUAGAAUCAACUCUGCUAACGUGACCUUAGUUAAUCCAUCUUGAACUAACUAGUUAACUAGUUAGAUAACGACUGCUAACUAGCUUAAAAAAUGGUUGUCAAGUUAGCCUAUCUAACGUUGAUUGAAUGACACCUGCUAGCCAGCCAAUUAGUUAGCUAACGUAACCUAGUGUCUGGGAAUUGUAGGUAAUUAAUUGGACAGACUUGAAAUUAAUUUGUGACAGCCAGUCUACGUUAUAGCAGGAGACUGACUGUAAAAGUGAUCUAACGUUAGAUGCUGCAACAAUUCCCCCGCAGAUAUGCAGAUUUAUAAAUGUAUAAAUUAUGAUAGUUAGCUUCAUGCUCAAGUGGGAGAAUGUUAGGCUAAAAACUGAGCAUGUAAACAAAUGCUGUAACAUCAUUUACAGACGUAUCUUAGUAGCUUUUUUAUUUACACUCAUUGGCCUUUACCCUGACAACAACGAUCACAAUAAAUUGACAGGGGAACCGGUUAAACUCAUCUAACCACCUAAUCUGACUCUUGAUGACUGUGACUGGGCUGACAAAUGUAUUAGUCUCUUUAUUUUAGCUAGUUGUCAGCUGUCAGCAUCUCUUGUGAGUCAAAUUAAAUAAUAUUGUUUUACCUUGGGUUAGUUAAGUUUUCAACUGUAACAUCAUUGGUUACUGUUUGUGGCUAUGAACAGUAUGAUGAUGCCUAAAUGCCCCUGGGCAGUGUGUUUCCUUCCUCCACUCCCACAGUGAACAGUAAUGAUUCAGUAGGUGUCCCGGUGGAGCAUUGGGAGACAGCAGGCAGGAGGACGACAGGAUGCUGGAGGUAGAGGAGGCAGGCCCAGCGGGGGAGGAGGGAGAUGAGGAGGUGGGGGGCAGUGACCUGAGAGCUGAGGUGGUGAGGCUGAAUUUGGAGCUCCAGGAGGCCAACGAGGAGAAAUUGCAGGCGGCCCGGUAUGGCCUGGUGGUGCUAGAGGAGAGCGCCGAACUGAAGAAGAAGCACACCCAGCUGGAGGAGGAGCACGAGACUCUCAAACAGGAGCUGCAGCAGCUUAAAGAGGUCAGCAGAAUCCCAGUAAUUAUCUCUAGAAAGCAGAAACACUGUAGUAAUCAUAGUGUACCUUGAAGAUAAGCAGGCCAGUAAAAUAAUAAAUGUACAAUAUAGCUAUUAUGAACCUUACUUGCACACCUAUAGCUACUACUACGUGUGCAUGGUGGUGAAAUUGUCUGUGAUUGAGUUGAGACAAGACCUUUUGUUCAUACAUUUCUUAUGGCUUUGUCUAACACUAACUACUUCAGUGUGAACAAGUGCCAGUCACACAUGGCUAUGUAUUGACCAUCCUGGGAUUAGCCAAACAAUGGGCUUGCUGUUAGGACACACACGCUUUUAGCUCAGUUGUUCUAAACCAAUAAAUAUUCACAAUCAUAAUGUUGCUAGGUAGCUGUUAAUCCAGUGUUGCAUAGCAAGUUAUUCAUUGCCUACUGAACAUUUGAUAGGUUCCUUCAAGAUACUCUUAUCAUGUAGAAGCAUGUUACUAGCUUGGCUGAAUGACAAUUCCCCAAGACUUGAGAUGAGGCCUAGUGUUCAUAUGAAUAAUUCAGUUUGUGUGAUCAGGAGGACCGGUCAGUUUCUGCUUCUGUAGUGUCAUAGGAUGUUGAUGUGUAUAGAUGUGAGACUGUUUAUCUCUACUAGGGAUCUGUGAUGAAGGGAUGAGAACACAUUAGUCAGCAUAUCCAUGUUGGAAAUGGGAACCGGAAUUACACUCAACAAAAAUAUAAACGCAACAUGUAAAGUGUUGGUCCCAUGAUUCAUGAGCUGAAAUAAAAUAUCCCAGAAAUGUUCCAUAUGCACAAAAAACGUAUUUCUCUCAAAUUUUGCGCACACAUUUGUUUACAUCCCUGUUAGUGAGCAUUUCUUCUUUGCCAAGAUAAUCCAUCCACCUGACAGGUGUGGCAUAUCAAGAAGCUGAUUAAACAGCAUUAUCAUUACAGAGGGACACCUUGUGCUGGGGACAAUAAAAGGCCACUCUAAAAUGUGCCGUUUUGUCACACAGCACAAUGCCACAGAUGUCUCAGGUAUUGAGGGAGUGUGCAAUUGGCAUGCUGACUGCAGGAAUGUCCACCUGAGCUGUUGCCAGAGAAUUUAAUGUUCAUUUCUGUACCAUAAUUCAGUCCAACAUCGUUUUAGAGAAUUUGGCAGUAUGUCCAACCUGCCUCCCAACCGCAGACCACGUGUAUGCGUCAUGUGGGCGAGCGGUUUGCUGAUGUCAACUUUGUGAACACAGUGCCCCAUGGUGGCGCUGGGGUUAUGGAAUGGGCAGGCAUAAGCAAUUUGAAUGCGCAGAAAUACCGUGAUGAGAUGAGGCCCAUUUCCUUUAAGGUAUCUGUGACCCAACAGAUGCACGUCUGUAUUCCCAGUCAUGUGAAAUCCAUAGGUUAUGGCCUAGUGAAUUUAUUUAAAUUGACUGAUUUCUUCAUAUGAACUAUAACUCAGUAAAAUUGUUGCAUGUUGCGUUUUAUAUUUUUGUUCAGUAUAAUUCCAACGCUCAGCUGAGCUGCUCUGUCUGAUGCAGACAACAUUAGACAUUAGAGGGGUGAACAGGGCAGGGAAAGAUACUUAUCAGAGUCAAAACACAUCAUUAUCACUGUAUAAAGGUUAUUAAGCGGCAUUCAUAUAAAGAAAUAAUCGAAUUAAACUGAAAAUAUUGUAAUUGAACAUAGUCACAUUUAGGCUAAUUGUUUUUGACCACUCAUUCCAACUAGGCCCCUAGCCUAGCUUCUAACAGACCCUUCACAAAUAGGCCUACCAUUCUGUUUUGAAUGCUUCAGCAGAGUUUAUAGUUACAUAUAAUGCAAUGCAUUUGAGUAAAUACCACAUUUUAUGUAACUGAAUGUUUUGUGCACAUUUUAAUUUUGUAAAUUACAUCAUGCAACAACAAGACCGAGAACCCAACAAACUGGUGUUCAAUUGUGUAAGUUAGUAGACGCUCUUAUCCAGAGCGACUUACAGUUAUCAGGGUCAGUAGAGGUAACUGAAGUAGGCCUCAAAGGUUUUAGGUUGAUUGCUGCUGUGCUCAGAGAGUCUGUCUCCACCUGCACUCCCAGUAUCAACCAAUUGACUCUGGAUGACACCCAAAUAAAUGCCGCACUUUUUGCUUUGUCUCUGUCUGUGUGUAUAACUAGGCUCUGUCAGACUCUGUGACCAGCCACAAGCGUGCAACAGCAUAUGGGGAGACCCGGGAGGAGUGCCUGCUGGAGGAGACUGCCAGCAAGGAGGCUGCCAUGGCAACCAGCAUGGCUGAGUUGCAGGCCGAGUUACGGCAGACGCGCCUCGCUCUGGGCAACGCUCACGCUGAGAUAGACCGACAGGCCGGCCUCUCCUCUCAGCUAAAGAAGGUAUUAAUAGUGUGCCUAUCAUUCACCGACAUACGUAAUGCUUUACACACCACUAUUCACUUAGAUAUGGAACAAUACAACUAUUUAGUAGCAUUUGUAUAUCUCUCCAUCUAACAGAGAAAUGUAGGUCUAAGUUAAAUAAGGAAAUAGGCUCAUUUUACGCUCUAAUUCCUGGUAGUCUCUUGUGUGUGUUCAAAUGUCAAGAGCAGUGUGCAGUGCUUCGAUAACAUUGUGUUAUUAGUUCAACUGUAUACUGAGAGCACGUGUGUGUGUUUCCCAGGAGUGUGAGUGUUCGGAGCUGGAGAAGGGCCACAUGAGGCAUGAGAUGAAGGAGUAUAAGGUGCGGGAGGUUCGUCAGCUCCAGGACAACAGUGAGCUGGAGGAGGAGAACACCUGUCUGCAGAAACAGGUGUCUGUACUCAAGGAGAACCAGGUCAGAGCCCCUCCCUUCUCACCACUCGCCACACUGAUAAUAACACUCAGGUAACACAACAGGGCCUUGUUCAGUAGGGAGAAUUGUUUUUGAAACGGGGAAGUAGUAGCUAAACCUGUCCAGUAAAAACACUGCUUUUAGUUUUCCAUUGCAUAAAGUUUUGCUACAGUGUGCCCUACUGAACACAACCCUGGUCUCCCAUCGGCACCUCCAGUACAACAGCCAGUAGUUGGGCCAAAAUACUCCUAUUCUUCUCAAAAGGCUCAUGGAAUGCUUACCUCGAAUGACUCAGUACCUUGUGUAACCGCUGAAAAAUGUACAAUAUCAUAACAAACAUUAGGAGUGUGUUCGUUUUUAAUGGCCAAUAGGGGGUUUCAGAUCAUUCUGUGGUAGUGCUGAGCGAUUAGUGCUUUUUUAGGUCGUUUCUAUUAUGAGAAAAUAAUCGUUUUUUUGUUUCGAUUAUUUUGGUUGAAUGCUGUAACACAGAAUAAAACAAUACAUUACCAUGAUGGUAGUGACUGCCGAUUACUGCUUAUCACUUAUUAACCAUUUAUUCACAUUACUUUACUUGAAUAAAAUAUUUCAGUUGUGUAUAUUACAUUUGUUAUAUUUAAUGACUUUAUUAUUUCAUUCCAAGUCAUCAUCUCAUCUCUAUAGAGCUGCUACCUAUGCUGUCUGACAAAAUUACUACUUUGUAAAUAAGGCCUACUUUUGACUGCUGAAUAUCAACUAUCAAUCACUUUGAUGUAUUUUCAGGUAGAGAUACCUUGCGAAGCAACAUUUGCUCUCUAUAUCCCUCAUGAUCGUGCAUUCUUGUCUCUUUUGUAGCAGGCGUAAAAGAAACACAGACCGGACAAGUAGAUGUGAAAUGGAUUAUGGUCAUUGUAGUUAGUUUAGUGCAUAAAAUGUGGUAAUUAUGUAGAAUAAUGGCCUGUUGGAAACUACAUCUCCCUACUACAUCACAUAGUUCAGGCUGGAUCUGAUCUCUCUAGAGAAACUGUGCAAUGUGCGCAUUGAGCUCACAGAAAUAAAACAAAGAAAAUAGAAUUCUAAUAAUUGAACCGACAUAGGUCAAUUAGUUGUUUAAAAAUAACAGAAAUGUAGGUUAAUCGCUCAGCACUAUUCUGUGGUUAGUAGGUUUCGAUUCUUCCUGUCCAUUUAAGUCUCCGUCUCCUACUGGGUUUAGUAUCUGAGGGUGUGUGAUGAUGAUUCUUUCCCAGUGGUUCAUGAGUAAGGGAUAGCCUUGUCUGGUGUAUGUGUGCUGGGUUUGGGUUUGGCUGACAGUGCCUUCCCCUGUCGAUCUGCCUGACACAAACACUCAUUGUAGGGGAGUCAUCUCAGAUGGUGGGAGACAAUGGCAUCUCUCAAGUGGGAAGUCUCAACGAACAAUCGGGACCGAUUUGAUUCUCAUCCUGGUCACGCAUAAGCAUACUGUAAAUGUGAUGUAAACUCAUCUUACUCAUUUGUCAGCUUACUCAUCAGUUGGCCAAGUAGUGUAGAUCAAUUAUUGAGAAGGUUUUAAAAUAAUUUACCAACUGCCAGUCCAAAAGUAACAGAUGUAGAACAUUCCUGUCUGUGAUCUAUGUUCUAAGGUCAGAGUAAUGAUCAUCUAUGUAGUUGACAGUAACACAUUCCUAGUUCAGUUGCACCCAACAGACAUAAGAUUCAUUUGUAUUGUCCCUUAAGAAAAAAAUAUCUGGGACGUUCAACACACCACUCCCACAGUGACCCGUAACAUACUCCUACUCAGGCCUACACUCUCUGAGUCUCUGUCCUCACAUGCUCUCUCUCUCUUGUCCUCUGCAGGUGGAGUUUGAGGCGGUGAAGCUGGAGCUCACCCACAAGGAGGAGCAGGAAGAGGUUCUCCAGGCCCAGCUGGAAGAGGCGGCGCGGCUAAGGGAGAUCGCUGAGCGUCAGCUGGACGAGGCCUUGGAGGCCCUCAAGGAGGAGAGGGAACAGAAAAACACCCUGAGGAGGGAGCUCUCGGCCCUGACCCUCAACCCCUUCGACUCGGUCGGCCACAUGGAGAUGCAGCUAGAUGACAGUGGGGACAGUGGAGGGGGCCAGAGGAGCUCUGAGAACCAGGAGCACGAAAAGGAUAGUGGUUACAAUAACGGCCCGGGGUCUGGUUGCGCUCCUACUAACCCCAAGGCUAAUGGGCACGUCCAGCACUUCUCCACACCCAGGAACCGUGAUGUGUUCCUGAGGCCUGCGCCUGGCCUGGUGUCUGACCUGCUCAGCGAGUUGCACCUCUCUGACGGACAAAAACUCAAACAGCAACUCAUGCAGGUAUGCAAUGGGAUCAAAACCACAUACAGUGAGGGAAAAAAGUAUUUGAUCCCCUGCUGAUUUUGUACGUUUGCCCACUGACAAAGACAUGAUCAGUCUAUAAUUUUAAUGGUAUGUUUAUUUUUAACAGUGAGAGACAGAAUAACAACAAAAAAAUCCAGAAAAACGCAUGUCAAAAUGUUAUAAAUUGAUUUGCAUUUUCAUGAGGGAAAUAAGUAUUUGACCCCUCUGCAAAACAUGACUUAGUACUUGGUGGCAAAACCCUUGUUGGCAAUCAGAGGUCAGACGUUUCUUGUAGUUGGCCACCAGGUUUGCACACAUCUCAGGAGGUAUUUUUUCCCACUCCUCUUUGCAGAUCUUCUCCAAGUCAUUAAGGUUUCGAGGCUGACGUUUGGCAACUCGAACCUUCAGCUCCCUCCACAGAUUUUCUAUGGGAUUAAGGUCUGGAGACUGGCUAGGCCACUCCAGGACCUUAAUGUGCUUCUUCUUGAGCCACUCCUUUGUUGCCUUGGCCGUGUGUUUUGGGUCAUUGUCAUGCUGGAAUACCCAUCCACGACCCAUUUUCAAUGCCCUGGCUGAGGGAAGGAGGUUCUCACCCAAGAUUUGACGGUACAUGGCCCCGUCCAUCGUCCCUUUGAUGCUGUGAAGUUGUCCUGUCCCCUUAGCAGAAAAACACCCCCAAAGCAUAAUGUUUCCACCUCCAUGUUUGACGGUGGGGAUGGUGUUCUUGGGGUCAUAGGCAGCAUUCCUCCUCCUCCAAACCCGGCGAGUUGAGUUGAUGCCAAAGAGCUCGAUUUUGGUCUCAUCUGACCACAACACUUUCACCCAGUUCUCCUCUGAAUCAUUCAGAUGUUCAUUGGCAAACUUCAGACGGGCCUGUAUAUGUGCUUUCUUGAGCAGGGGGACCUUGCGGGCGCUGCAGGAUUUCAGUCCUUCACGACGUAGUGUGUUACCAAUUGUUUUCUUGGUGACUAUGGUCCCAGCUGCCUUGAGAUCAUUGACAAGAUCCUCCCGUGUAGUUCUGGGCUGAUUCCUCACCGUUCUCAUGAUCAUUGCAACUCCACGAGGUGAGAUCUUGCAUGGAGCCCCAGGCCGAGGGAGAUUGACAGUUAUUUUGUGUUUCUUCCAUUUGCGAAUAAUUGCACCAACUGUUGUCACCUUCUCACCAAGCUGCUUGGCGAUGGUCUUGUAGCCCAUUCCAGCCUUGUGUAGGUCUAUAAUCUUGUCCCUGACAUCCUUGGAGAACUCUUUGGUCUUGGCCAUGGUGGAGAGUUUGGAAUCUGAUUGAUUGCUUCUGUGGACAGGUGUCUUUUAUACAGGUAACAAACUGAGAUUAGGAGCACUCCCUUUAAGAGUGUGCUCCUAAUCUCAGCUCGUUACCUGUAUAAAAGACACCUGGGAGCCAGAAAUAUUUCUGAUGGAGAGGGGGUCAAAUACUUAUUUCCCUCAUUAAAAUGCAAAUCAAUUAAUAAAAUUUUUGACAUGCGUUUUUCUGGAUUUUUUUGUUGUUAUUCUGUCUCACUGUUCAAAUAAACCUACCAUUAAAAUUGUAGACUGAUCAUUUCUUUGUCAGUGGGCAAACGUACAAAAUCAGCAGGGGAUCAAAUACUUGUUUCCCUCACUGUAUGUACUGGUGCAUACUGUAUGGACUCUAAUUCAUUUCAAGGAAUAAUCUAUUUGUCUUCUCUUUCAGUAAAUAAUUAUUUGAAUGCAAAAAUAUUGUAACAGAGACGGUCUGUAGACUAGUAGUUACCACGUUUCAAUGUAUAGAUUUAGUUCUCUGAUCAUCAGUACCUCUUGCCAUGGCGGAUGUUCUAUAUACAGUGGGGAGAACAAGUAUUUGAUACUCUUGCGAUUUUGCAGCUUUUCCUACUUACAAAGCAUGUAGAGGUCUGUAAUUUUUAUCAUAGGUACACUUCAACUGUGAGAGACGGAAUCUAAAACAAAAAUCCAGAAAAUCACAUUGUAUGAUUUUUAAGUAAUUAAUUUGCAUUUUAUUGCAUGACAUAAGUAUUUGAUACAUCAGAAAAGCAGAACUUAAUAUUUGGUACAGAAACCUUUGUUAGCAAUUACAGAGAUCAUACGUUUCCUGUAGGUCUUGACCAGGUUUGCACACACUGCAGCAGGGAUUUUGGCCCACUCCUCCAUAAAGACCUUCUCCAGAUCCUUCAGGUUUCGGGGCUGUCGCUCGGCAAUACAGACUUUCAGCUCCCUCCAAAGAUUUUCUAUUGGGUUCAGGUCUGGAGACUGGCUAGGCCACUCCAGGACCUUGAGAUGCUUACGGAGCCACUCCUUAGUUGCCCUGGCUGUGUGUUUCGGGUCGUUGUCAUGCUGGAAGACCCAGCCACGACCCAUCUUCAAUGCUCUUACUGAGGGAAGGAGUUUGUUGGCCAAGAUCUCGCGAUACAUGGCCCCAUCCAUCCUCCCCUCAGUACGGUGCGGUCGUCCUGUCCCCUUUGCAGAAAAGCAUCCCCAAAGAAUGAUGUUUCCACCUCCAUGCUUCACGGUUGGGAUGGUGUUCUUUGGGUUGUACUCAUCCAUCUUCUUCCUCCAAACACGGCGAGUGGAGUUUAGACCAAAAAGCUCUAUUUUUGUCUCAUCAGACCACAAUACCUUCUCCCAUUCCUCCUCUGGAUCAUCCAGAUGGUCAUUGGCAAACUUCAGACGGGCCUGGACAUGCGCUGGCUUGAGCAGGGGGACCUUGCGUGCGCUGCAGGAUUUUAAUCCAUGACGGCGUAGUGUGUUACUAAUGGUUUUCUUUGAGACUGUGGUCCCAGCUCUCUUCAGGUCAUUGACCAGGUCCUGCCGUGUAGUUCUGGACUGAUCCCUCACCUUCCUCAUGAUCAUUGAUGCCCCACGAGGUGAGAUCUUGCAUGGAGCCCCAGACCGAGGGUGAUUGACCGUCAUCUUGAACUUCUUCCAUUUUCUAAAAAUUGCGCCAACAGUUGUUGCCUUCUCACCAAGCUGCUUGCCUAUUGUCAUGUAGCCCAUCCCAGCCUUGUGCAGGUCUACAAUUUUAUCCCUGAUGUCCUUACACAGCUCUCUGGUCUUGGCCAUUGUGGAGAGGUUGGAGUCUGUUUGAUUGAGUGUGUGGUCAGGUGUCUUUUAUACAGGUAACGAGUUCAAACAGGUGCAGUUAAUACAGGUAACGAGUGGAGAACAGGAGGGCUUCUUAAAGAAAAACUAACAGGUCUGUGAGAGCCGGAAUUCUUACUGGUUGGUAGGUGAUCAAAUACUUAUGUCAUGCAAUAAAAUGCAAAUUAAUUACUUAAAAAUCAUACAAUGUGAUUUUCUGGAUAUUUGUUUUAGUUUCCGUCUCUCACAGUUGAAGUGUACCUAUGAUAAAAAUUACAGACCUCUACAUGCUUUGUAAGUAGGAAAACCUGCAAAAUCGGCAGUGUAUCAAAUACUUGUUCUCCCCACUGUAUAAGUUGUAAAGGUUUCAGUCAGGUAGGUUUUGCAUGACUGAGCUGCCCAUGUCUCUACUGCUUUCUGCUAUAGACCACAUCCUGCUACAGAUAUCAUUGGAUCACUUAGUGGAACUCUACUGUCAGUAAAUGUUUGAAACAGCCUAUCAAACACCACAUUGCACUUUUCUAGACUUUUAUUUAGCUCUACAGUAUGCUCUGUCCCAACCCGUACUUUCUUGUCCUAUUUCCAUUGUGUAAAUGUAGCAUUUCUAAAGCACUUAGCCGGGGGUUGGUAUGCUGCUGCCAGACCCAGCAGAUAUUAGGAGUACUGAACAAGCAUGUUGAGGCUGCGUGUCUCAAUUACUGCUCCACGUCAUGAAUAAUACAGAGAGAUUGAAGUCACUGGAGGGUGAAAUGUGUGUUUACAGUCUGAGAGAACCUCUCCUUUUGUCUCACAGCAAAGAUGUAUCAACCUGAUGAAAUGUAUUACUGACAUCAUUUGUCUAGUGUUGAAUGUGCUGUUUAGUUCAGCCACCCAGAUGUUUGCUACAGUAAUCUGGUCAUGACGCACUUUGAAAUGCCAUGGAUAAUGGAAAAUGGCAUUUUAUGCUUUCUACUAUAUAUUUAGCUAUAAUGCCUCUUUCAAGCACAGCUGUUUUAGUCUUCUUUUCUGUUUCUCCAUGUCUCUUUCCCCAGGCUGAGAGGGAGAAGACUGGUCUGGCCAACACGGUCCAGGACCUCCAGAGGCAGUUGGAGCUGUCUCAGCAGGCCUUCAGUGAGCAGGAGGACAAGGUGGGCUUCCUGACCCAGCAGCUGGAGGCUGUGCAGCUGCAGAAACACAUCCUGCCCCAGGAGAAGGCAGCAGGCGAUAAGGGGGACGGGAGCACCAGAACCCUGGAGAACGGGGCGGCUGACUACGACUAUGAGCUGGACGUGAAGAGCACAGAGGUGCUGGAGGCCCGGAUGAAGGCGGCCAGCGAGGAGCUGCUGAAGCUGCGUGGGGAGCUGUCCCAGGCGGGGAAACGUUACUCAGCCCUGGAGCAGCGCUGCCGGCAGGAGAAGGAGAGGUGGAGGGGAGAGGCCCAUGAGCUGGCUGAGAAAAUCCGCCAGUGCAUUAAGUCCAGCCGGCAGGAUCAGGAGCGCAUCAGCGAGCUGGAGAAGGAGAUCGGAGCGACGAGGAAAGUGGCUACUGAUUCUGAGGGUCAUCUCAGUGUGGCACAGGAGGAGCUGCUGGCCUUCUCUGAGGAGCUGGCCAACCUCUACCACCACAUCUGUGUGUGCAACAACCUCACGCCCAAACGCGUCACCCUGGAUUACUACCGCGACGGGGCCAGGGUCCAGUCAGGGGGGAGUGGAGGGAAGUCCAACCACCUGCACCCCCACCCCCAUCAUGGACGUAACAAGCGACGCUCCAAUGAGUUGUUUGCGAAAGCAGUGCACGGAGGGGAUGGAGACAGUAGGCCUGGUACUCCCCAGGAUUCCCGUGACAACUCCCCCUCACCACGCUGCUCCUCCCCCGCCCCAGUCUGCCCCAGCUCCCCCACCAUGGACUUCAGGGACCCCUCCAACGUUUGCAAUCUGGUGGCUGUCAUCCGCUGCCAGAUCAAACACCUCCAGGUACGAGUGCCGCCGCCAUAUUGUCUUCCACUCAACAUGCAUAUUUAAUAGCCAGUUCAGUAAGGUCAUACAGUGAGGGGAAAAAUGUAUUUGAUCCCCUGCUGAUUUUGUACGUUUGCCCACUGACAAAGACAUGAUCAGUCUAUAAUUUUAAUGGUAGGUUUAUUUGAACAGUGAGAGACAGAAUAACAACAAAAAAAUCCAGAAAAACGCAUGUCAAAAAUGUUAUAAAUUGAUUUGCAUUUUAAUGAGGGAAAUAAGUAUUUGACCCCUCUGGAAAACAUGACUUAGUACUUGGUGGCAAAACCCUUGUUGGCAAUCCCAGAGGUCAGACGUUUCUUGUAGUUGGCCACCAGGUUUGCACACAUCUCAGGACGGAUUUUGUUCCACUCCUCUUUGCAGAUCUUCUCCAAGUCAUUAAGGUUUUGAGGCUGACGUUUGGCAACUCGAACCUUCAGCUCCCUCCACAGAUUUUCUAUGGGAUUAAGGUCUGGAGACUGGCUAGGCCACUCCAGGACCUUAAUGUGCUUCUUCUUGAGCCACUCCUUUGUUGCCUUGGCUGUGUGUUUUGUGUCAUUGUCAUGCUGGAAUACCCAUCCACGACCCAUUUUCAAUGCCCUGGCUGAGGGAAGGAGGUUCUCACCCAAGGUUUGACGGUACAUGACCCCGUCCAUCGUCCCUUUUGAUGCUGUGAAGUUGUCCUGUCCCCUUAGCAGAAAAACACCCCCAAAGCAUAAUGUUUCCACCUCCAUGUUUGACGGUGGGGAUGGUGUUCUUGGGGCCAUAGGCAGCAUUCCUCCUCCUCCAAACCCGGCGAGUUGAGUUGAUGCCAAAGAGCUCGAUUUUGGUCUCAUCUGACCACAACACUUUCACCCAGUUCUCCUCUGAAUCAUUCAGAUGUUCAUUGGCAAACUUCAGAUGGGCCUGUAUAUGUGCUUUCUUGAGCAGGGGGACCUUGCGGACGUUGCAGGAUUUCGGUCCUUCACGGUGUAGUGUGUUACCAAUUGUUUUCUUGGUGACUAUGGUCCCAGCUGCCUUGAGAUCAUUGAAAAGAUCCUCCUGUGUAGUUCUGGGCUGAUUCCUCACCGUUCUCAUGAUCAUUGCAACUCCACGAGGUGAGAUCUUGCAUGGAGCCCCAGGCCGAGGGAGAUUGACAGUUAUUUUGUGUUUCUUCCAUUUGCGAAUAAUCACACCAACUGUUGUCACCUUCUCACCAAGCUGCUUGGCGAUGGUCUUGUAGCCCAUUCCAGCCUUGUGUAGGUCUACAAUCUUGUCCCUGACAUCCUUGGAGAGCUCUUUGGUCUUGGCCAUGGUGGAGAGUUUGGAAUCUGAUUGAUUGAUUGCUUCUGUGGACAGGUGUCUUUUAUACAGGCAACAAACUGAGAUUAGGAGCACUCCCUUUAAGAGUGUGCUCCUAAUCUCAGCUCGUUACCUGUUUAAAAGACACCUGGGAGCCAGAAAUCUUUCUGAUUGAGAGGGGGUCAAAUACUUAUUUCCCUCAUUAAAAUGCAAAUCAAUAUAAAACAUUCUUUACAUGCGUUUUUCUGGAUUUUUUUGUUGUUGUGUCUCUCACUGUUCAAAUAAACCUACCAUUAAAAUUAUAGACUGAUAAUUUCUUUGUCAGUGGGCAAAUGUACAAAAUCAGCAGGGGAUCAAAUACUUUUUUCCCUCACUGUAAUGUGCUGAAUUCUGAUCCCACAGUACAGAAUGUGUUAUUUGGCCCCCGAAAGCUUUUAAGCAGCUUGUCUGGCGCUUGGCAUUGAUCGGGAAGUGGAUAUCUGUAGACUGUAGAGCGUAGUAGACCACUAAGACCACAUAUGUAAUAAUAUUUCAAUUGUGGUUAUUUGUCUUUCCUUAUGAGAAUCAUUGUGGAUCAUUUUGGCGUCCUUGCUUUAUUUCUGUUGAUAAACAUUGAUAAAGGCUGGGACGAUAACCAAUUCUAACACGUGUUUUGCUGAGUGGUCCAUCACUUUAGUGAAAGUAAUACCUAAUAAUGAUACUAGCACGAUCACUCAUCAUGGUUGUGUGAACUGCCUGCCCCCCCCCCCCCCCACCAGGUGGCGGUGGACCUGUGUCGCCAGAGGGGUACGUUGCCCUAUUCGGGAGGGAUCAGCUGUGGAGGGGAGCUGGAAAGCGAGGCCCUCAUGGAGGAGGUGCUGAAGCUCAAGUCUCUCCUCAGCACCAAGAGAGAGCAGAUCGCCACUCUGAGGACGGUCCUCAAAGCCAACAAACAGGUACAGCAUAGCAGACAAAUCACGCAAUGUGCACGCUAAGUUGA
This is a messenger RNA of Coregonus sp. 'balchen', 13946 nucleotides long. The record is from the annotation of a GenBank genome assembly. Lineage: Eukaryota; Metazoa; Chordata; Actinopteri; Salmoniformes; Salmonidae.